Drosophila hydei is the source of this 399-nucleotide messenger RNA. RefSeq lists its product as uncharacterized. The record is from RefSeq and is a predicted model, not a curated record. Bases 91 to 378 code for a protein of 95 amino acids. The transcript has 3 exons. NCBI's taxonomy places the organism in Eukaryota, Metazoa, Arthropoda, Insecta, Diptera, Drosophilidae.
UCUGAAGUAUUGAGCGCUUAUUUAAAGCAAUGCCACGAACCGUUUUGGACAUCAUAUUUUGUAAAAGAUGUUAAAAACGAUCAGCGUGGAAUGUCGCACUUCAAUUGGACGCUCGAUACGGGCACAAAUUAUCAUAUACUGCGCACAGCUUGUUAUCCGUAUAUGAAGUACCACUGCAGCAAGCGUGAGGUACAGGAUCUUUCGAUGGAGGACAAAUUCUUUCGUUUCCUUAAGGUCAUAAAUUUGGGACUCCCUAUGCUGUUCUAUGGACUUGCAGCUAUUCGAUUAAUAAGCCAUAAAGAAAUGGUUCGAGUCAGCGACGUAGAGGAGGUACCUAUUUACUUUCUAUAUGCCGAAGACAAAGGGUCUAGAUUUUGAAUUUUACUAAAAAAAAAUGUC